AUGCACUACAUUCGCUUCCUCAAAACGCCCAAGAUCCACGUCGAAAACGGCACCAUCACUCUUUCGGCCGUCAUUACUCUCACUACCGACCUAGGCGAGACCUUUUACCCUCACGACAUCCAGCUCGCCGCAUCCCUACGCCAAUCUGACCAUGGCGGCGAUAUAUACCUCCGACGUACGCUGCAAUGGCUGGACGGUAGCCGUUCGCUCAACAUCUCCCUCGAUCUCACUAGAACUGAAAUCGACUGGCCUGCCAAACUCCACGUCCACACAAAAACAAAUACCUCCAUGUACGACUGCUUCGAGGAUCACCAUUCCCAAGGUCACCUUCCAGGCAUCAUCUCCGUGUGGAGUGAGACUCUGAACCCCACCAAGGGCACCUUCAACACAGACAGACGAGUCGAGCGCCGUUUCACUCCUUUGACCGGGCGCACUCUGAACAUCUUCGAAGACACUGGUGAGAGUAUUGCCCGCCAUCUCUGGGAUGGCAGCUUGGCUCUGACCGCCUACCUCGAUCGCGUGGUUGCCCUUCGCUCCGUUCACGAAGCACCACUGCUUGAAAGUGUCUUGUCUUCCGCCACAUAUAAGAAACUGAAUGUCCUAGAACUGGGCUGUGGAUGUGGUGUCGUUGGUAUUGGUCUUGCUCAGACCGUACCCGACUGCGAUGUCCUCCUCACCGAUUUGCCCGAGGUCGAUGAAUUGGUCGAGCGCAAUAUCGAAGCCGCCAACCCUGCCAUGUCCUCAAAUAUCGACUUCGCUCCUCUGGAUUGGGAGGCCCCAUUGCCACCAAAAAUCUCCUCUCGCACGUUCGGCCUAAUUCUGGUCGCCGAAUGUAUCUACAACACCGAGAGCAUCCCACUCUUAGUGAGCACGCUCGAACGCCUCAUUCAGCGUUCACCAAAAGCAGUCAUCCUCAUUUCGACAAAAGUCCGUCAUGAGAGCGAAUCCAUGUUUUGGGACCUCUUCCACUCAAAGGGUUUCCAGAGAAAGUCACAAACCUCCCUGCCGGUUCCUGGUGAACCCGGUCACGGCUACGGCGAUUCCGCGACUGCCGUUGAUGUCUACAUCUACCAAGGCCCAAGACCUUACAACAGCCACUCACCACCUAGUUCAAAAGCAGUCAGUCCUGCUUGA
This is a messenger RNA of Aureobasidium namibiae CBS 147.97, 1134 nucleotides long. RefSeq lists its product as uncharacterized. NCBI's taxonomy places the organism in Eukaryota, Fungi, Ascomycota, Dothideomycetes, Dothideales, Saccotheciaceae. Bases 1 to 1134 code for a protein of 377 amino acids. The transcript has 2 exons. The record is from RefSeq and is a predicted model, not a curated record.